UGCGCGCGCGCGCGGCGUGACGUUAGAGACGCGCCGGAAGGAGGAGCGCGGCUCGGGGCGGCGGGAGGAUUUGGCGGCAGCAGCGGAGGAGCGUGAGAGCGGAGCGGAUCGCAGCCAUGAGCGGGCGUCUGAGCGAAGGCGCCAUCGCGGCCAUAAUGCAGGGAGAGAACGUCUGCAAGCCCGUGCUGCAAGUUAUUAACACACGGGCUAUCGCCACAGGAAAUGGGCCUCCUCGGUACCGAGUGCUGAUGAGUGAUGGGGUGAACACGCUCUCCUCAUUCAUGCUGGCAACACAGCUGAACCCCCUUGUGGAAGAGGAACGUUUAUCAGCACACUGUAUUUGCCAGGUUAACAGAUUCAUUGUCAACAGCUUGAAAGAUGGAAGGAGAGUGGUUAUACUGAUGGAUUUAGAUGUCCUGAAAACUGCUGAUAUGGUUGGUGGGACUGUUGGCAACCCAGUGCCUUACAACGAAGGGCAGGGACAGCAACGUUCUUCAGCUCCAACAGCCAACACAGCACCCAACAAGCCACAGCAACAGAAUGGCAAUUUGUCAGUAGCAGGUUCUGCUGCUCCAAAGUACCACGCUCCCUCAAACCAGUUUAGUAAAGCCAGUGCUCCCAGCUCAGUGAAGACACCAGGGGGAACGCAGUCCAAAGUAGUGCCCAUUGCCAGCUUGAAUCCAUACCAAUCUAAGUGGACCAUUUGUGCUCGUGUUACCCAAAAAGGGCAGAUCCGCACAUGGAGCAAUUCCCGUGGUGAAGGGAAGCUCUUCUCUAUAGAGCUGGUUGAUGAGAGCGGUGAGAUUAGAGCUACAGCAUUCAAUGAUCAAGCAGACAAGUUCUUUCCUCUCAUUGAACUGAACAAGGUAUAUUAUUUUACCAAAGGCAAUUUGAAGACUGCUAACAAGCAAUAUACAGCUGUUAAGAAUGAUUAUGAGAUUACAUUCACUAAUGAGACUUCGGUUGUGCCCUGUGAUGAUGCCCAGCAUCUUCCAUCUGUUCAGUUUGAUUUUGUAUCCAUCUCUGACUUGGAGAACACACCCAAAGACUCAAUUGUCGAUGUAAUUGGAAUUUGUAAGAGCUAUGAAGAUGUCACUAAAAUUGUAGUGAAAGCUAACAAUAGGGAGGUAUCGAAGAGGAAUGUGCAUCUGAUGGAUACAUCAGGGAAACUGGUGACAGCUACGCUAUGGGGAAAUGAGGCUGAGAAGUUUGAUGGUUCCAGACAACCUGUGAUAGCCAUCAAAGGAGCCCGGGUCUCUGAUUUUGGUGGUAGAAGCCUGUCUGUCAUGUCAUCGAGCACAGUGGUUGUCAACCCUGAUAGCCCAGAGGCUUUCAAGCUCCGAGGAUGGUUUGACUCUGAGGGACAGCUUCUGGAAUGUGCCUCCAUCUCUGAUGUGAGAGGUGGGUCGGCAUCAGGGGUGAAUACCAACUGGAAAACUUUGUAUGAAGCCAAAUCGGAGAGGUUGGGACAAGGAGAUAAGGCGGAUUAUUUUAGCUGUGUGGGCACAAUAGUACAUCUGCGCAAAGAGAACUGCAUGUACCAGGCCUGUCCCUCUCAGGAUUGCAAUAAGAAAGUGAUAGACCAACAGAAUGGACUGUAUCGUUGUGAGAAGUGCGACCGUGAGUUCCCCAACUUCAAGUACCGCAUGAUGCUGCUGGUGACCAUUGCAGACUCUCUAGAUUACCAGUGGGUGACUUGCUUCCAAGAGUCAGCAGAAUUCAUUCUUGGGCAAAGUGCUACUUUCCUGGGAGAGCUGAAGGAGAAGAACGAGCAGGCGUUUGAAGAAGUCUUUCAAAAUGCAAAUUUCAACACGUAUGAGUUCAAGAUCAGAGUAAAACUGGAGACGUACAACGAUGAAUCUCGUAUUAAGGCUACAGCACUGGACGUCAAACCUGUAAACUACAGAGAAUACAGCAAGAGGUUGAUCGCGAGCAUCAGGAGAAAUGCUCAGCUAGGAUGAAAAGGCUCGUGCUGCUUGAUCAAAGCUACAGGCUUCCAGGAAAAACUCAGAGGAUGUUACAUUGACUUUUUCCCCGCUCUGUGUAUGACAAUUUGGCAUUAGUUACACCACGCAUGGUAGCCCAGUGUAGUGGGCUGAGUGAUUUAAUGCAUUUCUCUGAAGAUGUGCCCCUGGUAGCUUAAGAGUGCACCCGAUGGCCAUGAUGCUGUAGACUCUUGUGGUCUGUUAAACUGUGACAGCACAAUAGAGGAUCCUCUAGACAGAUUGUCAGUAUCUUUAGACAAAGCAUUCAGAAAAUCUGAAGUAACUCUGCUUUCUUGCUAUACAUAAACCUGAAUUACAUAACCAUUGUGUCGUCUUUGCAAGAAAAUAGUGACAACCUUGGCACUUGGACUUGUUCUGCAGAGGAUGGGAGGGAGGGUGUCAUGCAGCCUUCAGAUCUGGACGAAGGAGAGCAGGUCUAUUAGCACGAGUUAGUUAUUUUCUGUAGAAUUCAAAGGCUUUUUCUUUCCACAGGUGCCAUGCAGUUAAUGCUUGGAAUGGCAAUAUGGUAGAAUUAUUAAUCAAAGACAUAUCUUUUAUAUCUGAAGAAUAUCCUUCCUUCAGGGUUUAAUAGACUGAGUCAGAUGGGUCUGAUAUUAAUCAAAAUUGUCUCUUCUGAGGAAGGCAGAUAAGCAUUGACUCUCCAUCCCCCAGGGAAAUCUAGGCAACUACAAAGCAUUGCUUUAGUUUUCACUUCAAUUAGUACUAUAGGUUUUGGGCUGCUUUUAGCACGCGUUUCCUUCCUAUAUGUGUUCUGUAUGUAUGUUCAGUUUGUUAGGUUUUAUUUGUAACGAUGUUAAUCAAAACCUGGUCUUUCAAUGGGGGGGGAGCUUUGUUUGAAUAAACACUGCUUAAUUCCUGUGUA
Messenger RNA from Meleagris gallopavo (turkey), 2868 nucleotides. It is a transcript of the gene RPA1, whose product is annotated as replication protein A1. The record is from RefSeq and is a predicted model, not a curated record. Gene Ontology annotation, cellular component: nucleus. NCBI's taxonomy places the organism in Eukaryota, Metazoa, Chordata, Aves, Galliformes, Phasianidae. Gene Ontology annotation, molecular function: DNA binding. Gene Ontology annotation, biological process: DNA replication; DNA repair; DNA recombination.